AUGGAAGCUUGUAAGAAGAAACGGGUUGCAAUCAAGAAGACCAACGAUCCCUGGACAUUUCUGGAGCAUAUUGAAGCACCUAUGUGGGUGGAUUUGACUGUUGAAGCUAUAGCUGGUGGUGUAGGCUCAGGUGAUGAUGAAUGGCUCAACACAAGUCACCCGUUCCACCAGAUGUCUGCUCGAGAGUUAAAAUCUAAGUUUUCUCAGGGUGAGGAGAUAUUGGCGCCAGUAGUUGAUUUGCUAGGCGAAAAUUCGCCUGAGCUUCCUUCUUCGGUCUCGAGAUCUAGAGGCAAACACUACAACAACAAGAAGUGGGAAGGUAUUGAUCUGAAUACUUUGUUGGAUAAACAGAUGGGUUUAAGUAGGAGGAGAGUGUUACAACAACGUUCCAGAUUUGACCAAGAAGUGAAACCCAAAUCAAAAUCAAAUGAUAACAGGACAACAAGACCAUUGAGUGGGAAGUUUGGACUGACGUUUGAACGGCAUGCCAGAGGAAAAACUGAGUCAAAGAUCAGUUGUAGCAAACCGGUUAGUAGUUCAAGUUCUGAUCACAAGACUAGUGAAAGCUCUGCAAGGAGCACAAUUACAUCUGAGAACACUCGGAAAUAUAGGGAGGUAUCUAGCAAACCAUUCUAUCAGAAAAGAAGUUCAUCAAUUAGGAGGAUUAGUGUUGGGAAAAGUUGUAUUACGAGAAAAUUCUCAAGCAUUCAGCCACGAAAGAAAUGUUUGGAGUUAUGUAGUCAACCAUCUGAUCAGAAGAGUGGAAGUUCAUCCGUUAUUAGCGUUAGGAGAAGUUAUGCUUCAGGAAAGACUUCAAAAGUGACAAUCAGUGAUAAUAGCACGCAGUCAAGGGGUCGUAAAUCAUCCUCCAGUAAGUCUAGUUUUGGGUCAUGUUCAAACCCCAGUAAUGAAGCUAAGCUUGUAUCAAGUCAGCAGAGAGAGAAAAUCACAGUUGAGAAAGGUGGGGUGACAAUGAAUCUUACAAUUAAGAAUCGUUGCAAGCCAGUUGAAAUAUUGAAGGCAUCUGUCAUUUCAGCUGAGGAAGCAAAAUUUAGUAACAUAAAGGAAAGUAACAUCAAUUUUGCAAAGCCAGCAUACCAUCGAACAGCUAAGUCAUUGGUCCAAUAUCCGUCUACAAGUUCAAAGGCAUUGUUUCAACACGCAGUCAAUAAAGAAAACAAUUGUAUAGGUGGUGCCAAGGAGAAAGUAAGAACUACCAAGAUUAAUAGUUUGAUAGGCAAGGGGAAAGAGAAUGUCAGAAAGAAUGUGACUGUGGAUCAGAAAUGCAUUGCAAGAGGUGUUUCUGCAGGGGAGCGUGUUAGAAGUCAUAGAACUAAUGAUCACAACCCACAAAAGUGUGACACAGCUUUGACAAUAGUUGGGAAGAGACACCAAACAACGUGA
Molecule: messenger RNA, 1404 nt
Organism: Sphenostylis stenocarpa
Lineage: Eukaryota; Viridiplantae; Streptophyta; Magnoliopsida; Fabales; Fabaceae
Source: the annotation of a GenBank genome assembly